AUGUUCGCGGCGAAUAUCCGCAUCGGUGUUUCCUCGUUGAGUGGCAAAUUACGCCUCUUCAAUCUGCGUCCUGGUGCAUUCGCCAAUUAUUACAAGAAACAUUUCGCGCGUCGUGACCAGGCUUCUCCCGCUGGCGGUUGCUUCAUGGACGCAUUUCGCGCGGCGUUAUAUCAUCUUGGCGACCCUGGUCUCGCAUCCACGGCCACUGAACUAUGGAUGAACUUCGAGCGUGAUCAUCCAGGCACUGUCGACGGAGUUUCUCGAGCUGAAGCUACGGAGUUCUUUCGAGUUCUUCAGCGCAACGAUUUUCCGUUGGAUUAUGACCUUCUCUUCCAGAGUCCACUUGAUGCUUCCUACACGGAUGUGAAGCGGUUCCAGUCUUUUGUCCAAUCACUGCGUGAGGGUGUGUAUCUCACGAGUGUUGGUGAUGGCCUCGUCGGACACUGCGUUGUUGUCCUCGCGAAGGGACCAGACGCUGCUGUCUCGGUACUGGAUGGAGUCGAACCGCCUCUGAAUCCGAAGCCUUUGACGAACUUGGAGUAUCUCGACAAAGUCAAAUGGAUGGGAUUGAUGAAGCUGAAUCCAGGGUACCGUUGCCGCCGCGGAAAACGCAAGUCCAGGCCAAAUCGAAAGAAAGCUCGCUGCGAGAAGAAGAAACAGCAGAAGUUGUAG
This is a messenger RNA of Phytophthora nicotianae INRA-310, 672 nucleotides long. RefSeq lists its product as hypothetical. NCBI's taxonomy places the organism in Eukaryota, Oomycota, Peronosporomycetes, Peronosporales, Peronosporaceae. Bases 1 to 672 code for a protein of 223 amino acids. The record is from RefSeq and is a predicted model, not a curated record. The transcript has 2 exons.